Messenger RNA from Glycine soja, 954 nucleotides. RefSeq names its product protein MAIN-LIKE 1-like. The record is from RefSeq and is a predicted model, not a curated record. The transcript is spliced from 3 exons. Bases 1 to 954 code for a protein of 317 amino acids. Gene Ontology annotation, biological process: meristem development; meristem maintenance. NCBI's taxonomy places the organism in Eukaryota, Viridiplantae, Streptophyta, Magnoliopsida, Fabales, Fabaceae.
AUGGUUAGGACUGGAGGCCUAGGUCCUGUCUUAAGUAGGGUUAGUGGCAGAGGUCUAGGGAGAGGGGAUCGUGAUGAUUCUGACGAUGCUCCCCUGCAGCGAAGGCCUACCACAUCCGAACGCAGGCAACGAGUACCUGUUAUUGUUGUGAACGCUGAGCCAGUGGUACCUGCGACUGAGGCUGACGUAGCUGUGGCUGAGGCUGACAUAGCUGCGGCUGAGGUUGAUGUAGCUGUAGAUGAGCCGAUGAUAGAAGCUGACGUACAGGACAUUGGUGUAGACACUGUUGCAGACACCAGUGCACAGGCUGCUACAGAUGAGCCUGAGGGAUUUCCGGGUGGAGCGACCGACCCAUCCGUGCUGACCGAGUAUGCUGAGCAUGUUGCAGCCGGCGAGCGUCCUGAGUUGAAGUUAUCCUCCCAUGGGAGGAAGGUGCAUAAUUUAGGUAGGCCUGUCCCUGCCAUUAAGGUGCUAGUUGUUGGGACAGGACUAAGUCCUUUGAUCGCGUGUUCAGUAGACACCGACGAUCGAGGACUUCUAUCCUCGUUUGUCGAGAGGUGGCACCGGGAGACUUCUAGUUUCCAUCUUCCUGUGGGGGAGGUCACAAUCACGCUGGACGAUGUCGCGUCUCUUCUUCAUCUGCCCGUCGUUGGCGACUUACAUACCUUUCAGCCUCUGCACGUGAACGAGGCGGUGCUGAUGUUGGUCGACUUAUUAAUGGUCUCACCAGAGGCAGCCAGGGUCGAGACCGGACACUAUCAUGGACCAUACGUACAUCUGUCUUGGAUAUACGAGCACUUUCCGUCAGUCGUGGAGUGCAACGCUGGUCCGGACUAUGAUGAGGCGUCACCAUGUGCCUGUAGGUGGAUUACUACGAAGAAGACUGUGAAGAUCAUAUAUACAGGGACGUAUGGGCAACGCUUGGACCGAGUUAGGAUUCCUGAUGUCUACUAG